UUUAGUCAAUUCACAAAAUUCCCUUUCACUUUCAUGAGUAUAUAUGAAUUCAUAAACAAACAAAUAUAUGCAUAUCAUACAAAAGUGUGAAUAUAUAUAUAUACAUAUAUAUAAAUAUAGUAUUUAACAAAAUGGAUAACAGCAUGGAAGAGAAAUGGAUAAAACACUACAGCAGCAGGCAGAAGAUACUUUUGGUUGGAGAAGGGGAUUUCUCAUUUUCUGCAUGUUUAGCUACUGCUUUUGGCUCUGCAACCAACAUGGUUGCUACUUCUCUCGAUAGUAAAGAUGCUUUGUUUAAGAAAUACCGGUCGAAGAGAAGCUACCAAAAACACUUGAAAGAAUUAGAGAAUAGGGGGUGUUUAGUAUUGCAUGAAGUGGACGCAAAAAACAUGAACCAACAUCCAAUCCUCAAAUCCAUGAAAUUUGAUAUUAUCAUUUACAACUUUCCACAUGCAGGACAUUUUAGAGUGAGUGAGGGCAACAAAUUUGUCAUUUUGUUGCACAAGAAAUUGCUGAAAGCAUUCUUUGAAAAUGCAAGGGAGAUGCUGAAUGAAGGUGGUGAAGUGCAUGUUGCACACAGGGAUGAUCACCCCUACAAAAAAUGGAAGUUGGAAGAGGUUGGUUCAGAAGCAGGUUUAUGUUUGAAAGAGAAAGUGGUAUUUUCCAAGUCUGACUAUCCAGGCUACAACAAUGUCAGAGGCGGUCUCAUCAGAAGCAGCCAAACCUUUCCCCUCAAAGAAUGCUUCACUUUCAAAUUUUGUCUCGGACACAAAAUUCAAAUUUCCAUUUCCUAAUAUCUGGUUUUACAUUUUGGAAAUUACGCGCUUCAUUAACCAUCUCAUAUAUAUCAAAAAUUAAUUAUAUGUACAUCCCUAUUUCAAUUUAGCUGAAAUGAACGAAUUAUGAAGAUAUAUAUAUAAACAUGUACUUGCUGAUCUCGGUUGCAAAGAAUGUUGUAUAAAUUUGAUAUAUCUUUCUAAU
Molecule: messenger RNA, 981 nt
Organism: Ziziphus jujuba (common jujube)
Lineage: Eukaryota; Viridiplantae; Streptophyta; Magnoliopsida; Rosales; Rhamnaceae
Exons: 3
Coding region: 132-794 (220 amino acids)
Biological process (GO): rRNA base methylation
Cellular component (GO): cytoplasm
Molecular function (GO): rRNA (uridine-N3-)-methyltransferase activity
Source: RefSeq, a predicted model, not a curated record